Molecule: messenger RNA, 2355 nt
Organism: Zychaea mexicana
Lineage: Eukaryota; Fungi; Mucoromycota; Mucoromycetes; Mucorales; Lichtheimiaceae
Exons: 15
Coding region: 1-2355 (784 amino acids)
Biological process (GO): intra-Golgi vesicle-mediated transport
Cellular component (GO): Golgi apparatus; COG complex
Source: RefSeq, a predicted model, not a curated record
AUGGCUUCUCCACCACUCGACAACGCUGAAUUCGAAGACGAUGAUCCCGAUUCGCUUCUUGUUAAUGUGAGCGUGUCUGAAGUACGCGGUAUAGAAAAGCGUACAAGAUCGAGCAUCGAAACACAAAAACAGAAACUUCGCUCGAUGGUUGGAGAGCAGUACCUGGACCUUAUUUCAGCAGCAGACGCCAUCAUUGCCAUGAGCAAAAACGCGCACGCAGUACAAAAUAAACUUGACCGUAUGGAGGCAGCUUGCGAUGUUUCGCUCAUACGAAAAAAGGCUGCAGAAGCUAAAGCUGAUCAUAACGAAGAAGGACAUGAUCAAAAGCGACGAUAUGUCUAUGCACUUGCAUCGUUAAUCAAAUCACUAGCCGAUGUACCUGAACAAAUAUGGCAUGCACUGGAGAAUCACAAGUAUCUUCAUGGUGCAAGGCUUUAUGAGCUUGCAAGGAUGGUGUAUGAGUAUCUGGAUGUAAAAGCGGACGAUGUCAAUAUCCAGGCAGCAUUUCCAGUUGUACAGCGACAAUGGGAUGCUGUAAGCUUCUUCCGACCACAAAUUAUACAAAAAUCUCUCUCGUAUUUACGCAAUCCCGAUCAAACGUCUGAAAACGUUGCAGAAACCCUCCAGCAGCAGCAGCAGCAGUUGAGAUUGGCAUACCAGCUCAAAGAAGUGAUCCAGAUCAUUCAUCGUACGCUUACCUAUGUGUACGAAAUAUUCACUAAAAACCAACUUGUCACCAACUACGUCCAAGAACUCGAAAUGAACUUUAUGUCCAAAAGUACAGCAGCCAUUACGCGUGUUUUCUCACCUAGUACCAACGUGCACUUGUUGAUGCGCUAUUCACCAGAGAGCGUCCAAAACUAUACGCCCAGCCUUGAAGCUGGUGAGCUCUUGUUACAACGCGACGUGCAGCAAUUCGCUCAGUCAUGGCUACAGAGUAUUGAAGAACAGUUACAAACGCAUUUGCAACUGCUGCUGCAACAGAUUGAUAGCCAUGCAGUGCUCGUCGAUGUCCGGUCACGUCUAUGGGACUUUUUGGAUACGGAUACUACCGCCUCACAUCGUCGAAGUGGGAUGUUCUUGGAGCGACGAUGCAUUAAUGCACGGGCAAGAGAACUGAUUGACAUAAACGCCAAAACGUUAUCUGAUCAACCACGUCAAGUUAUCUGGAAAAGAAUUGAGUUUAGAGAUGCUUUGUCAAGCCAAUCACUUGAUAGCACCUCAAUUCCAUUACCCCAUUCAUCCGCAACAAAGGCUAUUGAAAAGUUUAAAAAGGCACUCAACGACGCAUCGCAAGGUCGUAGCUCAUUGAUACAAGAAUUUCAACAAGCUUUCGACGACAUACUCCAAACGAUGAGAACGGACUUGGAGCAUCAUGAACAAAACACCGAAAAAGACCAAUUUUAUUCCAAAACAGAUACCAGCAUGAUCAGAAGCUACUUUCAGGAUGCAUGCUUUAAUUCAAUUACUGCAUAUACAUCUGGGCUGAAAGAAUUAUUGAUUGAUCUGAAGGGCUGGACGGAUGAAAAAGCUGCAAACAGAAUGAGUAUUUUCGUGGGUCUAUUAGCAAGAACCAUUGCAAUUUCAUCCAAGGAGUUACCCCGAGCAUUGGCGUUAACCAAAUCGGCAACACUAGAACUGAAAAGCGGCGUAAAUAGAGAUCCGAAAUAUAAGAAACUACAAGACAGCUUGCUUGACAUUUUUCAUAAUUCACAUGAGAACUGGAUUUCAACGGUGGCUAAAGAGUUUAGCAAAAGUUUGUCAGCAGGAUUGGCAAGAACAAAAUGGAACGAUGAAUGUUCUGCUGCACUCGUUUGGGCUGAUAUCGCUGAUGGUGAUACCCGACUACCCAUUCAGGCUACCAAUGUCGUAGAACUUGCUGUGUAUCAGGUCUGCGUCGAGUUACGACAUUCCAUCAUGCAAGCAUUGCGACAAGAGCUUGCAAAAGCAGCGAUUAAAUGUCUAUCCGACUUUUACAACAGCACACAGCAAACCGACAUUACUGAAAAGGGUGCAAUCCAGCUAAUCUUUGACAUCCACUUCUUAAACCUGAUUUUCCAAGACGGUGUCAUGACCGACAGACUACGCAAUCUUAUGGAGAAAACCAAGGAUUUUAUUGAUCCAAUCAACUGGGCAUCUUUCGAACCUCAUUUCCUACCAAACGUGGAAAGAUUCUGUCUUAAACAAACCUUAUUGCUUGGUGUUUUGACACGUCCGAACAGAGAGGCAUUCGAAAGAUCCCGGAAAGCGGCAAGUCAGCAGCAACAGCAACAAAAUGUGCCUGCGAUUGCGACCCAGGCACCACGGUUCACUUUAUUACCAAUUGGACAUUUGACUAGUACGAUUAGAGCAUAG